Molecule: messenger RNA, 1395 nt
Organism: Fusarium tjaetaba
Lineage: Eukaryota; Fungi; Ascomycota; Sordariomycetes; Hypocreales; Nectriaceae
Exons: 1
Coding region: 1-1395 (464 amino acids)
Molecular function (GO): nucleic acid binding; zinc ion binding
Source: RefSeq, a predicted model, not a curated record
AUGGCGACCCCGUGGCCCCAGGACGAAAUUUGGCCCACUGAUUACCGAGAGCACGCCACAAAUUUGAGCAAAUAUCUUCAAAAGGCACUGUCAGCCAUCGACAACGGAGAUCGUCUGCCUGUCGCAUCCCGUGGAGUUCGAGUUGCACUUAUUGGAGCUCUCACCCUCAUCGUCAAAAUGCAGAGCACACCCGAUCUUGGUCACGUUUACGAAGCCGUGAAAAACGGCCAAGCUGAAAUAAAAACCGCAGCCGAAAAUUUAGCGCAACACAUCAACAGCCUCAAAAAUGAUCUCAAUGAAAGAAACACCAAAGCUGAGCAAACCAUGGAAGAAGUCCAGCGCAGUUCGGAGAUUACGACAGAUGCAAAAGCGGCUGCAAAGGAGGCCACAGAGAUCGGUAAAGCAACGAUGAAAAUGAUCAGAGACAUGAAGCUCGUAAGCCAGCAGAACCAAGCCAACGCCAUGCCUACCUACGCCAACGUGCUGGCGAGGGGAGGGCUAGUGGCAAGCAUGCAUAACCCACAGAACCAGAAAGCGUCACCUGUUCAGACCCUGCGUGAGAUUAUCAUCAACAUCAGAGACCCUGUCACUAUAGCCAACAUCAGAAUGAUGAGCCCACGAAGCCUGAAGUCACAUGUAGACCUCGCAAUUGAGCAAAGCAGCAACGAACACAUAGAGAACAUCAAGGUAAUAUCCUCCAAUCAGCUUAAGAGCGGUGACCUGAGCAUCAAGACGGCCACUACAGCGGACAUGGUGGCGCUUAGACAGUUUGCGGAAGACUGGGAACAAAGGAUCGGAAACGGCGCCACAGUACGCAUUCCGACGUACGGUGUCUUGGUGCAUGGCGUACGCACUAGUUCGAUGAACAUGGACAAUUUUGAACUCAUCAGAGAUGGGAUACUUCAGGAUAACAAGCCCUUUAUACCAAAUGCAGAGAUCAAGUACAUAGGCUGGCCGACGAGAUCUUCGUCUACCAAAUCAGCAUCUUCGGUCGUGGUUGAGUUCACGAGACCAGAAGACGCAAAUAAAGUCAUCGAUGAGGGCCUCAUCUGGCAAGGCGAGGUAUUCCAAUGCGAGCUCUAUGACAGACAGUGCCGUGUGAGACAAUGCUUCCAGUGUCACAAAUACGGCCACAUAGGAACCCAGUGCAAAGCAACAAUAACAUGCGGCUACUGCGCGCAAGAUCACGCCACCCGGGAUUGCCCAACCAAGAGCGACAGGGACGCCCCGCGAAAAUGCGCGGCCUGCAACGGCCCGCACGAAGCCUGGAACAACCAAUGCCCUACCAGGAAACAGGAGGCGAACAAGGCCAAAGCAGCCUCUAAAUCGAGACCCAGGUACCAGGUACCACUUAGAACUAGAAAACUUUGUCGCCAGGACCACGACCGGAAUUAG